GGAGAUGGUUUAGCCCGUGUACACCUGGUCUUAAGUUCCAGACGGUUUGAAUUUUGGCGGUUAUUCAGCAACAAUGUCAAACGGUGCAGUUGUAGUUAUUCAUCUCAUUUUUGUGUUGGCGGUCUUUCCAGAAGGUGUAACAGCUCUGGUACAGACAGAGCAGACUGUGGUGGCAGCAGUGGGAGAUGAUGCAUGUUUAAACUGCCAGCUCAUACAAACCAGAGAUGUUCUUCAAGUCACAUGGCAGAAAGAUUUAUCUGAGGGAGAGAAGAAUCUUGCCACCCACAACAAAUACUUUGGCCACAGAGUGAAUCCCGACUUUAGAGGUAAAGUGGAGAUUAAAGACGCCGGACUGCAGAACAGCUCCAUAGUUCUCAGAAAUGUGACGGAGCAGGAUGAAGGCUGCUAUCUCUGUCUGUUUAACACUUAUCCUGAUGGUGCUCUCACCGGUAGAACCUGCCUCCAACUCUAUGAGCUGCACGAGCCCAUUCUACACGUCAGACAGUCAGACUCCACUGAAGAGUCAGUUGUGUCCUGCUCGGCCACAGGACGACCUGCUCCAACAGUAACACUGAGUGUCACGCGACGAGACCUCGACUUCUCCCGCUACAAGGCUGUCAGCGUCAACGGCACCAACGGUAUGGUGACUGUCACUGCCACAGCUGUGCUGUCAGGUUUCCAUGACAACAGCGCACAGGUGGGAUGCGCGGCGCGAGUGCUCUCUGGCCAGAAAGAGGUGUUUAUGAUGAUUCCUGAGGUCAAACCGGCGCCUGCCGAUGGUUUGGAUAAAGAAUCUGGAUCUGAUCACAGAGACUUCAUCGGGACUUGGAUUGUGGUAGUUGCCUCUGGUUGCGUUGCCACAGCCAUCGCUGUCCGCCUUAAACAAAAACAUGACAACAGUCUGUCACACAGCGACCUGGAGAUGAGUGAGAUGCCUCAGACCACAGUCAACAAUAUAACCCAAAAAGCUCUAGUCACACAGGAGAAUGAUCAGAUCAGACAACGGACACCUCCCGAGAGAAAUAAAGAAAGCGACCACCCAGAGCUGUCACCUUCAACAGCUGGAAUACUUGAUUUUGACCAAUGUUAACUAUACAGUAAAACACAGUCAGUCCUGAACAAAACUGCACCAAAGCUUGAGAUACAAGAAAACUUAGUCUUCUGAAAUACCUGAAAGUUGACACUAAAAUCCUUGUGCAGUAUUCCCCCGUCAAUACAACUCUGUUACAAGUCUGCCCCUGUUCUUGGGCAAUGUUUCCUGCGUUUCAUGAAGAAUACUGUACAUAGUAGUUGAGAUGGUGAUGUUUUUGUGGUAUUUAAGUUUUUUACCAUCUUUUUUUACGACUUUUUGAUAAUAUUUUAUUUGGUUAUAU
Messenger RNA from Xiphias gladius (swordfish), 1373 nucleotides. RefSeq names its product OX-2 membrane glycoprotein-like. Gene Ontology annotation, molecular function: cell-cell adhesion mediator activity. The transcript has 7 exons. Lineage: Eukaryota; Metazoa; Chordata; Actinopteri; Istiophoriformes; Xiphiidae. The record is from RefSeq and is a predicted model, not a curated record. Bases 74 to 1090 code for a protein of 338 amino acids.